Prorocentrum cordatum is the source of this 2938-nucleotide messenger RNA. The record is from the annotation of a GenBank genome assembly. Lineage: Eukaryota; Dinophyceae; Prorocentrales; Prorocentraceae.
GGCGGGGCGCGGAGAUGCCAGCGGGGCAGCGGGGCGCCGAGGGGUGCCUCGAGCGACGCCGGGCGCGGCUGCUGCCGGCCCGCAGGCCGGGCCCGCAGGCAGCGCAGGGGCCAUGGCGAUGCGCCUCUCGCGUACUCGCUUCAAGCACUACUGGUCGGCCGGCGACCUGCAGUACUUGGGGUCCUGGCAGCAGGUCCCGCCCAAGCUGCCCAACGGUGCGCUCGGCCCCGUCUCGUACGACGCGCGCGCGCCCGUGCCGAAGGACUGGAAGCUGCGCGGAAGUGGCAUGCACGGCCCCGAGAACGGCGAGGUCAUGAAGCUCGUGCUCUGGAACCGGCUGAAGCAGCGCAGGCCGCAGCGCGGCGAGGCCUCUCUUGCCGACAUGCAGGAGUUCUACCGUAUGGAGGUCGCCAUCGUUUGGUGGAUGUUUGGCCUCGUCUUCUUCAUGGCGCCACUUAACUGGUGGGGCAAGAAGUACCGCAUCGUCCACGACCACUACCCCUGGGCGCCCAAGCGCCACGACGGCACCCGCGGCGUCGGCCCGUACUGCUGGUUCCUGGCUCCGGGGCCGCGCGCGCGCGCGAUGGCCUGGCUGCCCGAGGCCGCGCCGCUCGUGCGGCAGGCCCCUGGCUUCGGCCUCGAGAACCCCUCCUGGCUCGAGAGGCAGGCCAGCUUCGCGUUCCCCGCGGGAGCCCCCGCGACCCCCGCGGCCCCGGCGCCCGGCGUGCGGCUGACAGCCACGCGCCAGGUGACGGUGGCGCUCCCGCCACGCGCAGGCGCGCACGCCCGCAGCCUCGUCCACCACGUGCAGGACGACUUCUCGCCCUACGCAGGGCGCGCCCGGUCGCGGAGCGAGUCGCUGGGGAGCUCCAGCAGCGGGAGCGAAUCGGGCAGCCGCGACGGCGGGGGGGAGUCGUGCGCGGGGCGCGCCUGCGGGGCCGUCACCUCGCCCGUGGGCCUGCUGCUCGGCAGGUGGUGCAGCUUCCUGCCCCACUUCGGGUACUGCCCGCCCCUGCCCGAGGAGGGCCCGCUGGGCACCCGGAGCGACACGCUCCACAGGCUGGGCAAGCUCGUGAGGCUGGUGUACGGGAAGGGGUGGGUCAACAAGGAGUACUUCGGGCUCCUCGACCCACCCCUGAACGGGGAGGGCUGGAUCGUGGAGGACCAGGUGGUGCAGACCGCCGGGUCCGGGAUGUCCAUUCAGGCGGCUUGCUACGUGCUGGAGGACGGCGCUGCCGACGUGGUGGUCGUGGCGCUGCGGGGCAUGGCCUCCCGGAGGGGCGCGUUCCAGGUGGUGGACGGCCGCCUGAUCUCGGGGCCCAUCAUACGGAGAGCGGUCAAGCAGGCCGUGUCCUUCUGCAAGCACUGCAGGCAGCGCUACCCCCACAGCUUCAUGUACGUGUGCGGGCACUCGCUCGGCGGCUUCCUCGCCGAGUGCGUGGCUUCCCUGUGCGGGGAGCCAGGGGUCUCGUUCAACAACCCGGGGCCCUGGCACUCGACCUGGCGGAACUUGACCGGGCACCUGCGCCCCCCUUUCGAGGUGCAUCUCACCCGCGGCGACCCGCUGAGGCACUUCUUCCCCAAGCCGGAGAGCAGCGCCCACAUAGGUAGGCCCAUUUGGCACAGCGGGAACAGUCACCGCAUCUGCAGGCCGUACAUGUGCGAGGUGGAGCGCAAGGAGCAGGACAAGCGCUACCUGAUGUGCGAGAUGUGUGGCGAGGGGAAGUGGCUCACGCGCGCCUGCAAGGACCUGCUGGGCAAGAGCGGGAGCGGGCUGUGCCAGGGGGCCAGCCAGCCCGACGACGACCCCGACGAGGGCCCGUACCUCCAGCGCAUCCUGCAGGGCCUGCAGGGCUUGCCCGGGACACCACAGCUGGAGGCCUUCAAGAACCAGUACGUCGCCGCGGCGGACGACGACGACGACGACGACGACGACGACGAGGGCGACCGCGCGCCGAUUUUGUCGCAGCAGGUUUGGCUCGCGAAGCGGGCCAUGGCUUGGGCAUCGGCGUACAAGGAGGAGUGCCAGCCGACCGUCGACACCCUCCGCGCCCAGUUGGAGCAGGCGGAGGAGGCCCUCGCGGUGGCGGUCACCCAGGAGCUCGCCGCCAAGGCCGACCAGCAGGCCUUCGCCCAGUUCCUGGCGGCUCACCCCAGCAUCGCGGCCCACGUCGGCGUGUGCGGGCCAGCGCGAGCCGCCGCGCCAGGCGCCGUGCCAGGGGCUGCGGCAGGCGGCGCAGGUUGCGGGGGCCCCGCCGCCGCCGCCGCGGGCGCGGCCCCAGCAGUGCCGCCGCCCCCUGCGGCCAUCGCCUUCGCCGCUGGCCAGCUGGGUGGGCCAGCGGCGGCGCAGAUGUUCGAGGACUGCGAGACCUCGUCCGCGCUACCCGGCUGCUGCAACUUCCCGGGCGUGACGACAGCCGAGGGCAGCGAGCUUUGGGAGACGUGUGCGGUGGACAGCAGAUGCGCCGAGGCGCACCGCGUGCCAGCGCGGGGAAACGGGUCCGAGAGGCAGGUGUACUGCAAGCUGCCAGAGAAUAGGGGAACAACAAGUGACAUAAACAUCACAACUCGGAGGUCCGCGCGGAUUUCUCGGAUCGGCGCUGGGGCCCCCCGGCGGCGCCUCCGGCGCAGCCCCUGGCGCGCUCCGCGCGCCGGGGAGGGGGGUCCAGCGCGGAUCCGAGAAACCCGCGCGGACCUCCGAGUUUUUAUGUUUAUGUCACUUUCUGUUCCCUUAGAGAAGGAGCAGGAGCACCCGAUCGGCGACGGAGGCGAAGACGCCGGAGAAGACACGGCGGGCCUGGACGGCCGCCACCGCGUCGGCGGCGUCGGUGUCUCCGUGCCGGGCGGGCUCGGGGUGCGCGGGGAGGCCACGUGCGAAGCGGCUGAGGUUGCAACGGGUCCGUGGUGCGAUUGCGUCAAGGAUCGGUGGGACGCGUAG